AUGUGGCAGGCUCAGGCCAGGCUCCAGGUGGAUGUAGCAUGCUCAGGCCUGUUAGCCCAGGCUCCAGAUGGAUGUAGCAGGCUCAAGCUCCAGGUGGAUGUGGCAGGCUCAGGCCAGGCUCCAGCCGGCCGUCCCUCUGCCUCCGCGUCCCCGUACGGACCGCGGUUCUGUUCGCAUUCUCCUCCCGACAGCCGAGCGUGCGGAGCGGACAAUAGAGCAGCCCAGUGCCGCAGGAUGGGGAGGAAGUCCAACAAAGCAAAGGAAAAGAAAGCUCGGCGUCUGGAGGAGAGGGCUGCCAUGGACGCGGUGUGUGCCAAAGUGGACGCAGCCAAUAAGCUGGAUGACCCUCUGUCUGCAUUCCCUGCCUUCAAAAAGUAUGACAGAAAUGGGCUCAACCUACAGAUCGAGUGCCGGAGAGUGACCGGCCUCAACCCGCUGUCGGUGGAGUGGGCCUUCGAGCUGACUCGAGCCAACAUGCAGGCGCUGUACGAGCAGAGUGAGUGGGGGUGGAAAGAGCGCGAGAAGCGAGAGGAGAUGAACGACGAGCGUGCCUGGUACCUGCUUGCCCGGGACACAGCUGACUCUUCUCCCGUGGCCUUCUCACACUUCCGCUUUGAUGUGGAGUGUGGAGAGGAGGUGCUCUACUGUUAUGAGGUGCAGCUGGAGAGCAGAGUGCGCAGGAAAGGACUGGGGAAGUUUCUUAUCCAGAUACUACAGCUCAUAGCAAACAGCACACAGAUGAAGAAGGUGAUGCUAACAGUUUUCAAACAUAACCACGGAGCGUUCCAGUUCUUUAGAGAAGCCCUACAGUUUGAGAUCGAUGAGACGUCUCCGAGCAUGUCUGGCUGCUGCGGGGAUGACUGCUCCUACGAGAUCCUGAGUCGGAGGACCAAGCACGGGGAAGGGGACGCGGCCUUCACUCCUCCGGCCUCAGGGGGACCCGGCCUUCACACCUCCGGCCUCAGGGGGACCCGGCCUUCACUCCUCUGGCCUCAGGAGGACCCGGCCUUCACUCCUCUGGCCUCAGAGGGACCCGGCCUUCACUCCUCUGGCCUCAGGGGGACCCGGCCUUCACUCCUCUGGCCUUCGGAGGACCCGGCCUUCACUCCUCUGGCCUCAGGAGGACCCGGCCUUCACUCCUCUGGCCUCAGGAGGACCCGGCCUUCACUCCUCUGGCCUCAGGAGGACCCGGCCUUCACACCUCUGGCCUCAGGGGGACCCGGCCUUCACUCCUCUGGCCUCAGGAGAGUUCGCGAGCCUCAAGGAUGUGUCCCAUGCCCCGGUGAGGGACACAGGGACCAGGGGACACAGGGACGAGGAGGAGACUGUGAUGAACCCGAACCGCUGCUGUGCUCCGUGACUAUUCCAGCGUUGCCAUGGCGCACAGGAUGCGGCUGA
This is a messenger RNA of Knipowitschia caucasica, 1398 nucleotides long. Lineage: Eukaryota; Metazoa; Chordata; Actinopteri; Gobiiformes; Gobiidae. The record is from the annotation of a GenBank genome assembly.